AUGAAGGAGGCUCCAAAGGGAUUAGCUCUAAAUGCAACAAGUUUAUCGAGAUAUGUGUCAUAAUUCUUAAGCACUUCCAAAGGUAGAGAUAAAUUUAUGGCACUAUUAUAAUAUUCAUUUGAUUUUUAUCAUAGUUGUACAAAACAUUCAAAUUUACUCUAUGUAUAAUAAUUGGUUUCAUAAAAUGAUUUAAAAUGUUAUGUUGUUGCUGAAAAAUUUAAGGAUGUAAUAAGUAUCACAUUAUUUUAGAGUAUUUCCUAAAGUCGCAAGAUAUUUAGACUUUUAUUUUUCUUAGAUGAAAUUAAAGGGAUAUAAAGGUUGAUUAAACAAAACAAGCCAUUAUUAUUCAAAAUAUUAGCUAUUUCAGGACAUUAUUCAAGUUUCAUGUACUAUGUAAGUGACAACUUUUUGUGGAUAAUUGCAAUUUUGGCAUAAAGCAAAGUCUUAUAAAAAGAGAUUGAAGCAAGAUGGAAACAAAGGAAAAAUUCUUUUUCUCAAAUGAGAAUUAUGAUCAACUUGUUGAGAUUAACAAUAUUAAUAAUAUUUAGAGAAAACAAAGAGAACAGGAUUUUGUUAGAGAUGACAAAAAUAAUGACUUAAGAUACUUCAAAAAAGUUAUAAAAUUCUCUGAUUAAAUUGAGAAGAAAGAGAAGAUUUGAAAUUCUGGAGUUAAUUUUAUCAAUCCUAAGAUUCUUCAUGUUGACUAAAUCUCUAAGGAUGACAGGAUAUUAAUAUCUGGAUCCUGUGUUUGUGGCCUGUAUCAUUAUUAGCAAUAUUAAAAUAGCAUGUGGAUUAGUAUCUUCAGGAUUGGCUCUAUUUAAAGCUAUUUAUGAGAAAAGGAUUUUUAUUUAACUUGAUAAUUCUUCAAAGAUAGAGAGUUAAAUAAAUUCGAAGUUAACGAAAGGAUUUGCAUCUUCUGGCAAAAUGGAUGAUUCGAUUAUGUGA
Molecule: messenger RNA, 945 nt
Organism: Paramecium tetraurelia
Lineage: Eukaryota; Ciliophora; Oligohymenophorea; Peniculida; Parameciidae
Exons: 3
Biological process (GO): peroxisome fission; regulation of peroxisome size
Cellular component (GO): peroxisomal membrane
Source: RefSeq, a predicted model, not a curated record